UGUCACAGCCAGGAUUUGGGACGUGGUUUAUGUCGGGCUGGAAAGGAGGAGGCAAGGGAUAAUCCGACGUUUUGUGAGAUUUCAUUUGGCGACUGACCAGGAAGAGUGUGCUUCAAAACUUUGAUGAGAUGGUCCGAUGAUCUACGUCUUAUUUCCCGACAGAUUUGAACAUGGCCCUUUUUGUUGAAGGUCUGAGAAAAGGAGUGCUCAACGGAGAGAUGUCUCACUUCCAGGAAAUGAUGCGGCAGCAGCUGGAGACCUCCAUACACAGCGAGAUGGAGAAGCUAUUGGACACCACGGCGGGCGCAGAGAGAGAGGCAUGCAAGAAAGACUUUGAGGGCUUCAGGAAUCUAUUCCACAGAUUCCUCCAGGUUAAGGGUCCAUCGGUGGAAUGGAUCAAGAUACGGCGACCGCCCGAGGACUCUAUCCACCCGUAUGAUAAGAUCGUGGCGCGAGGCCUUCCGCAAGGCGUCGCCGACAGCCUCAACAAGCUGGUGGUGGUCAAGCUGAACGGGGGUCUCGGUACCAGCAUGGGCUGCAAGGGGCCCAAGAGUCUGAUCAGCGUCCGCAACGAGAACACCUUCCUGGAUCUCACCGUGCAGCAGAUCGAGCACCUGAAUAAGACGUACAACGCGGACGUGUCUCUGGUACUCAUGAACUCCUUCAACACAGAUGAAGACACCAAGAAGAUCUUGCAGAAGUACACACAUCACCGUGUCAAGAUACACACCUUCAACCAGAGCAGGUAUCCUCGCAUCAACAAAGAGUCGCUGCUGCCCAUCCCUACCAGCCUGAACACGACGGGUCAGAACGCAGAGGGCUGGUACCCGCCGGGCCACGGCGACAUCUACGCCAGCUUCUACAACUCGGGCCUGCUGGAGCAACUGAUUGCUGAGGGCAAGGAGUACAUCUUUGUGUCCAACAUAGACAACCUGGGCGCCACUGUGGACCUGCACAUCCUCAACCACCUGGUGGGGCGACACAACGGCAAGCGAUGCGAGUUUGUCAUGGAGGUGACGGACAAGACGCGCGCUGACGUCAAGGGCGGUACGCUGAUCGAGUACGAGGGUAAACUGCGGCUGCUGGAAAUCGCUCAGGUGCCCAAAGCCCACGUGGACGAGUUCAAGUCGGUGUCCAAGUUCAAGAUCUUCAACACCAACAACCUUUGGAUUUCGCUGUCCGCCAUCAAGAGACUGCAGGAGCAGAAGGCCAUGGACAUGGAGAUCAUCGUCAACAACAAGACGCUGGACGGAGGUCAGAACGUAAUCCAGCUGGAGACGGCGGUGGGCGCGGCCAUCAAGUGCUUCGACAGCGCCUUGGGCAUCAACGUGCCCCGCAGCCGCUUCCUACCCGUCAAGACCACCUCGGACCUCCUGCUGGUCAUGUCCAACCUGUACAGUCUGGACGCCGGCUCGCUAACCAUGAGCCCCCGCAGGGAGUUCCCCACCACGCCGCACGUCAAGCUUGGGAGCUCCUUCACUAAGGUCCAAGAGUACCUGACCCGCUUCGAAAGCAUCCCUGACAUGCUGGAGCUGGACCACCUGACCGUGUCAGGGGAUGUCACCUUUGGCAAGAACGUCUCGCUCAAGGGUACGGUGAUCAUCAUCGCUAACCACGGGGAUCGCAUCGACAUCCCGGCGGGAUCCAUGCUGGAGAACAAGAUCGUGUCUGGAAAUCUGCGGAUCCUGGACCACUAAGACCAUGCCCACUGACAUGCCGACUACGCCUACACUGGUCAUGUGACCACGCCCACCCGUCAGUCUUCAUCCCAACCAUGUGACCUUUUUUUUUUGUGUUUGUUUUCAAAAAGACGCUGCCCCCUGCUAGCUGACAAAACUCACAACUUUCAUGUGAAUAUAACUGUACUAUACUAUAUGGUAGCAAAUGUUCAUUAACAAGAACUGAAGUCAUCUGAAAUGAAGUUGAAGGCCUUAAGUACCGUCUUACAACAUUGUGAAUUAUUAUUUCAGUGUUUUCUUUGUGUUGUUAAUCAUCAGGAGAUGCCAAACACACACAUACACAUAAAGAAUGAGACAGAAAGCAGCAAUAAGUGUUGGAAGUGUGACUGAAGUCUGAUUAAAGUGCAAUAUCAUACACUGAA
Molecule: messenger RNA, 2101 nt
Organism: Syngnathus typhle (broad-nosed pipefish)
Lineage: Eukaryota; Metazoa; Chordata; Actinopteri; Syngnathiformes; Syngnathidae
Gene: ugp2b
Product: UDP-glucose pyrophosphorylase 2b
Exons: 11
Coding region: 171-1697 (508 amino acids)
Biological process (GO): glycogen metabolic process; UDP-alpha-D-glucose metabolic process
Cellular component (GO): cytoplasm
Molecular function (GO): UTP:glucose-1-phosphate uridylyltransferase activity
Source: RefSeq, a predicted model, not a curated record